GCAGAUUUUUUAAUGUAAAUAUAUUCCAAAGAAAAGGAAAAAGAUAACCGCCGUGCAUAAAAAAAAAACCCGCCGUGCAUUAAGAAAAAAAAAAAAAUAAUAACCACCACAAUCUGACGUCGAUUAAGCAAAAUGCAGGAGAGCUUACCUUCUUCCUUCAACAUUUCCCCAAAUUCUACUCUCAAUUCUGCAAAUCCUUUUCUCCAAUCGUUUCAAUGAAUUUUCCAUAAUCCGUAACAGACAAAACCAAAGCAAAGUGGAAAAAAAGUGGCGUUAUCCGCCGGCGAUUACACUACCACCAUCAAUCACUUCUUCGCGCCAUCGCCCUCACUCCCACCAACCACGCCCUUCAAUCACUCGGCACCUCUCAUCUCGUCUUGACCCAGACGUUAUUGUCGCGUACAAGAAAGGCUCGACUUCGACCCCAACAACGAAGCCCUGAAGUCCAGAUUGGCGGAUGCCGUCGCACCGCCGCUUCGUCUUCUAGAUCUAGCUCUCCUCUGCAGGGCCCUAACCUGUUCACUGAUUCGUUUUUAGGGACCGGAGAUGUGCGCCAAGCUCACCGUGGAUCCGUCCGUGAAGAUGAUGCAGAAGAUCCAUAUCACUUUUGCUGGGGAAGCUUUCUCAUUCAUUCAAGAAACCGCCUCCUUCUAAAGAAAAUUCGCUCGCUCCCAAAAUUGUCUAGAGUUAGUUAGGGUAUCGAAGAAAUCAAAUCGGGUCUGUAUGGAACCAUAAUGAAUGAAUGAAUCAGUGAUGGACUCGGAAAUGGUGGUUUAGGGAGACAAGAUAAGGUUGGUUGGCUGGGAUAGGAAUGGGAGCAGGUUUGAGUCACGCAGCAAGCGGAGUUGGAGCUUUUCUUGGCAAUCUUGUUACAGCUCCUCUCAAAUCUCUAUUUGGUGGAUCCUGCGAUGACAUCUGUGCAGGGCCGUGGGACGUGGGAUGUUUCAUCGACCACUUAUGCAUCUCCAACUUGCUCAAAUUCGUGCUCAUCUUGGCCCUCUGCUACAUAAUCCUGGUGUUCCUCUACUUGCUGUUCAAGAUCGGAAUCUGCCAGUGCGUGAUCAAGAGCCUCUGCAAGAUGUGCUGGGCCGGAUUCGCCACUUACUGCUACGCCCUCCACGACUGCACCUGCUGCUUAUGGCACAAGCUGAUGCGUGUCCGACACACGAACCGGAGGCGGAGGAAGAUGAGGAGACGGUUUCAGGACAUUGAGAGAGGUAGUGGUGGUCGUGGAUAUGAUGUUGACAGUACCUCCACGACUUCGUCGUCGUCAUUGUCAAGCUCUGCUGGCCGGGGCGGCCAUUUGGGUGGUGGUAGAAAGCGGAAGUCGGUAAGGAUGAGGGAAGAUGAGUGGAGGAGGAGUGGUGUUGCUGCUUCCAGGAGGAGGAAGAAGAGCUUGUCUUGCAGGAAUGGUCGUGGCAUUAGAGUGAGGACUGGUACUGCUGCUAAGGAUGUAUCUGCUGCUGCAUCUGCAUCUGCAUCAUUGUCGUCGAGGAGAAGGUUGAGGGGUUCCAGGCGGCGGGUUCAAUUGAUCAAAGGGAAGAAGAUGAAGAAACCAGCUGGGAAGAAGGGUGUUGGGAGUUUCAAGAGGCGGCGGCUCAAGUAGUGACGACUGACAUCGAUAUAGGUAAUAGGUAUAUAUGUAGUCUUCAUGGUUGGAAAUGGGAAGUUAGAAACAGAACCUCAUGGUUGUUGUCUUCAUGGUUGGAAAUGGGAAGUUAGAAACAGAACCUCAUGGUUGUUGUACAGAACAGGGGCAUUAGAAUGAUAACCAGUUGCUUGAUCAGUCUUUAAUUGCUUGGUCGAUUUGAUUAUUAUUUCUAUGGUCUCAUUAUUGUCCAAAUUUGAACUUUAUCCCGGUUUGUUUUUUAGUUAGUGCUCUAGUUAAUAUUCAUAUUCAAUCAGUCUGUGCAACCUAGAUUGCUCUGUGUGUUUGGAUUAUAUCGGGUUGGCCAUGUUUUCAGUGGAUUCGAGAAAUGCAUAUUGUGGCUACCAAAUAAACUACUG
This is a messenger RNA of Linum tenue, 2007 nucleotides long. NCBI's taxonomy places the organism in Eukaryota, Viridiplantae, Streptophyta, Magnoliopsida, Malpighiales, Linaceae. The record is from the annotation of a GenBank genome assembly.